Spodoptera litura is the source of this 2117-nucleotide messenger RNA. NCBI's taxonomy places the organism in Eukaryota, Metazoa, Arthropoda, Insecta, Lepidoptera, Noctuidae. The record is from RefSeq and is a predicted model, not a curated record.
UCGUUAUCUUUUAUAAAUCAUUUAUCUAUUCCUCGGCGAGCAUUUAAUGACUCAUCGCGCGAUUACAUUGAACUGCAUAUUUUUUGCGACGCCUCACAACAGGCAUACGGUGCAUGCGCAUAUAUACGUACUUAUACAUCAGAUGGCAGUAUCAGUGUUCAACUGUUAGUUGCCAAGGGACGGGUGGCUCCUUUAAAAGCACUUACCAUACCGCGACUUGAAUUAUGUGCCGCGUUUACCGGUGUUAAUUUAAGUAAUAAGAUAUUGAACUCCGUUCGCAACAAAAAUUGUAAGUGUUAUUAUUGGAGUGACUCAAUGAUUGUUUUGUCUUGGAUAAACUCACCUACACAUAAAUUACAAACAUUCGUAAAACACAAAGUCACGGACAUUCUCAAACAUACUGAACCACAGACAUGGUACUAUGUACCAACUAAACAAAACCCAGCUGACAUUAUUACUAAAUGUACCAAUGCACAACAAUUACUCCAUACACCUUUAUGGUUUUCAGGACCUGACUUUUUAAGGAAUGAUGAUAAACACAGCUGGCCUCAUCAACCAGGGCAUCUCAGCGUAUCUGACCUUCCAGAAGUCCGGUCUCAAACACAUCUCACGCACAAACAUGUAACUGAUAACAAUUCAUUCAUUUACAAAUAUUCUAAUUUUAACAAACUUACACGAAUCGUAGCUUACAUUCUUCGGUUCAUUCAUUACUGCAAACACAAACAAUCAAAAUUAAAUCAAAUCAACAUUAAAAAACGUCAACAGAUGCGCAUAGGUGACGUCAUGCCCUUAUCUACUAGCGAACUUAAUUCAGCUAGAUACCAAUUAGCGAAGUUAGUGCAACUAGAUUUAUUUUUUGAGGAAUAUCAAUUAUUAUUACAUAACAAACAAUUACCUACAUCACAUAAGUUAAAUUCACUUAAUCCUUUCAUAGGGGAUGAUAACCUCAUUCGUGUGGGCGGAAGGUUAGCUCAAUCGCCAUACAAUUACGAUAGAAAAUUUCCUAUCCUAUUGCAUUCAGCUCAUUACAUAACUCAAAUCAUAUUCUCAACAUAUCACAUUACACUUCUACAUGCUGGCCCACAAUUGUUAUUGUCUCACAUACGUCAAACAUUCUGGCCAAUUUCCGGUAGAAACUUGGCUAGAAAAACUACACAAUCAUGUGUUACAUGCAAACGGUUUAAAGGUAAAACUGUAACACCUAUCAUGGGGCAAUUACCUGAACAGAGAUUGCAUGCAAAUUUUGUAUUCAGUGACGUAGGUGUCGACUACGCGGGGCCAAUUAUGAUCAACAACCGUAAGGGGCGUGGAAGUGUACUUGUUAAAUCAUACAUCUGCAUUUUCAUCUGUUUUGCCGUGAAAGCUGUGCAUUUGGAAUUGGUUACAGAUCUAACGACAGAGUCUUACAUAGCGGCAAUUAACAGGUUUAUUUCUCGCAGAGGUAAACCAAAUAAUAUUUAUUCAGACAAUGGAAAAAAUCUGGUAGGUGCCGCUCGUAUGGUGACCAACUUUCUUAGAAAUCACGAUGUCCGACUGCGACACGGCACGGCUGCCGCGUCAUCACCGAAUCGAACUUCUACGCCAACAUUUUUGGAGACGCUUUAAUAAGGAAUACAUUUCUCAGUUGCAUCAACGAACGCGCUGGCAACGCUCACGCGGCGCGCUCACAGAGGGCUCAUUGGUCAUCGUGAAAGAUGAGGCGCUACCGGUGGCUCAGUGGCCAUUGGGACGUAUCGUGAAGCUGUAUCCGGGACAUGACGGAGAAGCUCGAGUGGCGGACAUCAAAGUAAAGACCGGGACAAUCAGACGUGCCUUUCAUAAAAUAUGCCCAUUACUGGAUGUACCAUCGGACUGAUAAUAUCAUACAUCAUCAUCACCUGGGCUGGCCUUUCCUUGGUCGCCCGGGAAUAUGUUAACGCACACGUUAACACGCACGCACAUGCAGACACACAUGCAUGCAUCUCAAGCAGAGGGGAGCGGGCGGCGUGGCGGGGCAGCGACGGCUCGCGCGCCCUCCAUACACACCUGACGACAACGCGAGCAAGAACGGACGGGAUUGCGAAUUUAACUUGUACUAAUAGCCUACUCAAGAAAACCUAUUAAACCAAGAAAUACAG